AUGGGUCCAGCUCCGCAUCGUCAGGGGUCCUGCCCGCCCUGUCGAAGCUCCGGCUUGCAAUCACAGCAGCAGAUCCAGCCCCCGCAGACCCCCGCAGGUGCACCACCAGCCGCAGCGGCGGAGGUACCUGCCCCUGCUGCGCUUGACCCAUCAGCACCACCCGCGGCAACCCCCUGCGGCUGCGCAUUCGACGCUGGCCCGGCCCCUCUUGCUCCUGACCCCACAGGCCUACUGGCACGUGGCCUCUUUGCUGCUGCACCGCUGCCGUCCUUGAGACUCCCAUUCCCGCAACUCUUCACGCCUCCUGGCCGCGGUAGCAUCGUCCCACCCAAGCUCAUUGAAGACGCUCCCUAA
Closterium sp. Naga37s-1 is the source of this 354-nucleotide messenger RNA. NCBI's taxonomy places the organism in Eukaryota, Viridiplantae, Streptophyta, Zygnematophyceae, Desmidiales, Closteriaceae. The record is from the annotation of a GenBank genome assembly.